GAUUUUGGAGGUGGAGGAGCUGGGUGUUCGAUGAGGAGCAGUUGUAUGUGCUGCGAUAUACAACAAACCUCGAGUGGAAAAUAACCGAACGUUCUUGUUCGCUUUUCGAGAUGAAGGCUAUGUAGUAAGGUGCCACAGGGGUGUCCCCAAUUGCAACUGAGGCUCCUCUCAUUUGAUCUGCAAGAUGAAGGCUUUCAGUUGUCCAGGCCAGGCCAGGUGACCAAUGACGAUGAUAGAUUCCCCUUGAGUCAUCGUGGUUGAUUGAUGGGAACAAGGUUCAGUGUGUCGCUGGUCAUUCACAAUAUCACCCGUUUUAGAGUGUUGAUGGGAUAAGUCGUACGAUGUUAACAUAGUAUGCAAUAGCCGGCCGGCGUCCCCCUACCUGAUCUCGAGGGUGAUGGAAUGACUGGGGUCGAAGGCCUGUUGUUAGCCUGCGGAAUUUCGUCGGAUGAAAUGUCAGGCGUGUCCGUGUGGUACUUGUGCUAAACCAGUUUAGUACUAAUGACAAAGACAUUGGGUUCUUUGGAUAACAACAGUGUUCUUGACCUCCUUGUGCUUCACAAAGCUGACAUUGCCCCUAAAAUCGACAAGACGGAGAAGGAGAGCCGGCCUUCAGCUCGUCAGCCAAGGACCCCAGGAUCUUAGGAGCCAUUGGACCCCAGGACCUCAGUAGCCAUUGUACCCCAGGACCUCAGGAGCCAUUGUAACCCAGGACUUCAGGAGCCAUUGUAACCCAGGACUUCAGGAGCCAUUGGACCCCAGGACCUCAGGAGCCAUUGGACCCCAGGAACACAGUGUUGCAGCCAAUGUUGGAGCCAAACGGGCUCUUUUAAAUUUCAGGUCACCAGGCAAGAUGGAUGGACAAAGGAUGCAAGGGACAAGGGAUACACCAGGGAUGCAAGGGACAAGGGAUGCAAUGGACAAGGGACACAAGGGACCCCAAAGAGACUAAAGAUGAUGCUGCAGACUACAGGGUGAUGAUCGUGGGUGAUCACCAGGCAAGAUUCAAGGGACAAGGGAUACACCAGGGAUGCAAGGGACAAGGGAUACAAGGGACCCCAAAGAGUAAAAAGAUGAUGCUGCAGACUACAGGCUCUUUUAAAUUUCAGGUCACCAGGCAAGAUGGAUGGACGAAGGAUGCAAGGGACAAGGGAUACACCAGGGAUGCAAGGGACAAGGGAUACAAGGGACAAGGGACACAAGGGACCCCAAAGAGACUAAAGAUGAUGCUGCAGACUACAGGGUCACCAGGCAAGAUGGAUGGACAAAGGAUGCAAGGGACAAGGGAUACACCAGGGAUGUAAGGGACAAGGGAUACAAUGGACAAGGGAUACAAGUGACCCCAAAGAGACUAAAGAUGAUGCUGCAGACUACAGGUCAUGCUCAGAUGAAGGCAGAUGAUGAAGAGUCGGGUAGAUUCAGUGGAUCAAAUGGUGGCACUAAGGGAUAUCAAUGAUGCUGGAGUAACUAACCGCACUUCAGGAAAUGAUACCUUGACGAUUCAAGCAGAACCUUCGCUAAGAUUCGGAAGGAACGUUUUUGCUCUGUGUAUGGAGUGGACACUCAAUAAACUGUGUGUCAUUCUAAUAGACUUUAUAGUGACAAUCCUGCAGAGAGACUUUCUGAACUUGAGGAAAGCUAUGAACAUAGAGCCCAGCAUGAUAUCCACCAGCCAUCACGAAGACAGCCCAUCUCUUACCUUCGGAAGGAUACCGCCACAUGCAUGGUGAAGCAUCCCACAGGAGGGAGAAGGAUGUCGUUAACCAGCACAUCCCAAGUUGCCAUCAAGUGGCAGUUUGAUAACAGUUUGAUUUUUGUCAUCAUAGGCUUCCUUGAUUGGUGUUUUAUCGAAAUAUCUGAUUGAAAGGUGUUUUCAAGCAUAAUCGAUUGAAAGAAAGUUUUAAAGCAAAACUGAUUUUUCUGCUUAAAAAAUCACCAAAUUCAUCAGAUAUUUCAUUGGUUAUGUCCAUCAUUUUUGACAUGGGGUUGAUGUGUUGUUGUUUCUCAGACCCCAGGAAGCAACAAUAACACAUGUGUCUGAUGGACCAGUAGGCCUUAUGAUGUCGCUCGAUCUCUUCAGUACCACAGAAUCCACUGACAUUUGAAUUCCCCAGGGCUCUGAUGCCCUGGACCCUUUAUCACACUAGUUUCUGUAGUCAGUUGCUCAGUAUCUGAUUACGAAGGUACCAAAAAAUUGUUAUCAAAUACCAAACAUCUUCACACAAUUAAAACAGUAAACUUGAACAUCUCACUGUUUUAUUGAAAGUCACCAGAGCCUGAAUUUGACAGACAAGACUAGUUCCUGAUCAUGCACUUGUGGUUUUACAGGAAUAAAGCUCAGUCUUUUCCUUAUUUGGAUUCAGAAAGGGAUUUCAUUGCAAGAGCAUUAUCAUGUUCUGCAGGUUACGAAAAAAUCCUUGUAAAGAAAAUUUCUGAAUUGGACAUGGUACUGAUUGAGUCGAGCAAAUUGAUAUUUAAAGACGUCAACUUUCUGACAUCUUUAACUUUUGUCCUGUAUGCAUUGAUUUGUAAAUGAUGUAUGUAAAAUUAAUGUUUUGUAAAAUGUCUAAAUGAGAUCGAGACUCCCAACUUGUCAGAAAACUUGGCAAACCAACUUUUAGUCUUUGCUAUGUCAAGGUCACCUCUUUUGUCAUGCAAAUAGCAUGUCAGAGGUGCUCCUUUUGUCAUGCAAAUCACCAGCGUGGCUCAUGCAGUCCAGUGGCCAUGUUAAAUGUGGUUCUUUUGUUAUUUAAAUUGGGUCCUGAACCAAUUGAUAGCACUGACUGAACCUAUUGUAAGCUUACAUGGCUGAACUGAAGGCUCAAACAAUAGGAUUGAAUACAAUGACUAUAAUGCAUGGAUAAAACUUGAAAUGAACAUUUAUAAGGUUAAGUGCUGGCUCACUUUUGUUGUGGGGCUCUCAGUGUCAGAUCUCAAUUAAGCAUUGUAUAUAUCUGGGACACUUGUUAGUGUGUCUUAGUUACAUCAUGUACAGGAGUUGAACAUGUUAAAAGGGAUUGCGCUUCUGUCUCGUAGUUCUCCUCCUUUUUGGGCUUUCGGAGAGGCGCAGCAACUGCAUUGACGAACCACUGAUGUAAUGUACACAUUGUAUGAAGUCUUCAGACACAAUAGCGCCUGUCACACUUGUCACUUAGAUUGUGUGAUGGAGUUGAUGACUCCCUCCGAUUGCGUAGGUUUUCUCCCGGUACUCGG
This is a messenger RNA of Lineus longissimus, 3213 nucleotides long. RefSeq lists its product as uncharacterized. Lineage: Eukaryota; Metazoa; Nemertea; Pilidiophora; Heteronemertea; Lineidae. The record is from RefSeq and is a predicted model, not a curated record. The transcript is spliced from 10 exons. The coding region runs from base 858 to 1304 and encodes 148 amino acids.